AUGCCUAAUAGCUGGGAUCAACCCCUGGCUAACAUGCCCCCGCUUCAAGGCAAGGUGGCCGUCGUAACUGGGAGCAACGCCGGCGUCGGACUGUCGACUGUGAAGUUUCUGGCACUUCGAGGGGCUACGGUGUAUUUCACGACGAGAACAAAAGACAAGGCCGAUGCAACGCGUGCUCGUCUCACAUCAGAGUAUCCUGAGAUCGAUCAAGACCAACUGAGAUGGUUGUCUCUUGAUUUGGCCAACUUGAAAACCGUCGUCGCGGCAGUCACAGAAUUGAAGUCGAAAGAAAAGAAGGUGGAUAUUCUGAUUAACAAUGCCGGUGCAGUCUCAUCAACCACAGACACACUGGGCCCCGGCUGGGAAUAUCACAUGGCAGUCAACCAUGUUGGCCACUUUGUUUUUACAAAUGGCAUAUUACCACUGCUCAAGGAGGCAACGAGGCAAAAGGAGGCCGAUGUGCGGAUAGUCACCCUCGCUUCCAGCGUUAACUACACAUUCCUGCCUUCGAACUACCGUUUCACAUUCGAUUCUCCGUCAUUCUUGAAAAGCCCUCUUUCAUCUUAUCCCUGGCAAUGGCGAUACGUCUUACGCCAUUUUCUCUUCGUCGACAUGAUUCGCUACGCGGUGUCCAAGGUUGCCAACAUCCUGUUCGCCCAGGAGCUUCAGCGACUGAUGGACGAACAAGGCCUCCCGAUCUUGUCCAUUUCAGUUCAUCCGGGUGGCGUGGCCAGCGAGGGGAACCUGGACAUCGGAAAUUCGGUCUUUUCGCUUCUCAGAUCAACUUUCUUUUUGUCGACGGAUCAAGGUGCCGCGACAUCUCUAUUCGCCGCCACAGCGCGCGAAGUGCGCGAGAACCCCGAAAAGUUCAAGGGUAAAUAUCUUGAACCCUUUGGCAAGGUUGUGACACCGAAUCCGGUUUUUAAAGAUACGGAGCAGGUCAGAGGAUUGUGGGACAAUACUACUACUGAAGUCAACAGGUAUCUUGCCGAGAUCGGACUAGCACCGCUUCAGCAGUGGUAA
Messenger RNA from Colletotrichum graminicola M1.001, 1023 nucleotides. Its product is annotated as daunorubicin C-13 ketoreductase. The record is from RefSeq and is a predicted model, not a curated record. The coding region runs from base 1 to 1023 and encodes 340 amino acids. The transcript is spliced from 4 exons. NCBI's taxonomy places the organism in Eukaryota, Fungi, Ascomycota, Sordariomycetes, Glomerellales, Glomerellaceae.